UCCGCCCCGGCGGCCAUCUUGGAGGCUCCGGAGGCGGUGCCGCACAGGACAGAGCGGAAGUGCUCGGCUGUCCCUUCCCGGACCGUGCGAAGCGCCGGCGCGGCCGCCUGCCCGCGUCCUCCUUCCCGCGGCCCUCGGAGACCGCGCUCGACCGCAGGGAGCGGCGAGGUACAGGAUGUCUGAAGGUGACAGCGUGGGAGAUUCUGUCCAUGGGAAACCUUCUGUGGUGUACAGAUUCUUCACAAGACUCGGGCAGAUCUAUCAGUCCUGGCUAGACAAGUCCACGCCUUACACGGCCGUGCGAUGGGUGGUGACGCUGGGCCUGAGCUUCGUGUACAUGAUUCGAGUCUACCUGCUGCAGGGCUGGUACAUCGUGACCUACGCCUUGGGGAUCUACCACCUCAACCUUUUCAUAGCUUUUCUUUCUCCGAAAGUGGAUCCUUCCUUGAUGGAAGACUCAGAUGACGGCCCUUCGUUACCAACCAAACAGAAUGAGGAGUUCCGGCCCUUUAUUCGAAGGCUUCCGGAGUUUAAGUUUUGGCACGCGGCGACCAAGGGCAUCCUCGUGGCCAUGGCCUGUACCUUCUUUGAGGCUUUCAAUGUCCCGGUGUUCUGGCCCAUCCUGGUGAUGUACUUCAUCAUGCUUUUCUGUAUCACCAUGAAGAGGCAAAUUAAGCACAUGAUAAAGUACCGGUACAUCCCGUUCACGCACGGCAAGAGGACGUACAAGGGGAAGGAAGACGCGGGCAAGACGUUUGCCAGCUAGGCGCUCAGCUGGACCCAUCAGAGUCUGAGGACGGUUCUGCGCCAUUGUAACAAUGCCUUCUUCCUUCACAUAAAGUAGUUGAUUUCGA
Panthera uncia (snow leopard) is the source of this 854-nucleotide messenger RNA. It is a transcript of the gene RER1, whose product is annotated as retention in endoplasmic reticulum sorting receptor 1. Gene Ontology annotation, cellular component: Golgi membrane. Lineage: Eukaryota; Metazoa; Chordata; Mammalia; Carnivora; Felidae. The transcript has 7 exons. Gene Ontology annotation, biological process: protein retention in ER lumen; retrograde vesicle-mediated transport, Golgi to endoplasmic reticulum. The coding region runs from base 176 to 766 and encodes 196 amino acids. The record is from RefSeq and is a predicted model, not a curated record.